AUGGACUGCGCAGCGUUAUGCCUCUUUACAGCGGCUGUCAAUUUUCGCGCAGGCCCAAAUACGAUGAGUUGUGACUACUGCGUGGAUACCCGAUCCACAUAUAAAGAUUGCUUUGACAACGUGCUCGAAUGUGCCUAUCGGGACCCGGCCGGCCUGAUCCUUUGCCUAAACACCUACGAAAAUAUCGGCUCCGGAGCGCUGGAAAAAUCGACAAAAUGUUUGAGCUAUAAGGAUUUUUAUAUAUCGGAUCAGGUAAUGCACACCGGGAUACCU
Messenger RNA from Mesorhabditis spiculigera, 273 nucleotides. The record is from the annotation of a GenBank genome assembly. NCBI's taxonomy places the organism in Eukaryota, Metazoa, Nematoda, Chromadorea, Rhabditida, Rhabditidae.